Molecule: messenger RNA, 1061 nt
Organism: Branchiostoma belcheri (Belcher's lancelet)
Lineage: Eukaryota; Metazoa; Chordata; Leptocardii; Amphioxiformes; Branchiostomatidae
Product: probable alpha-ketoglutarate-dependent hypophosphite dioxygenase
Exons: 5
Coding region: 159-956 (265 amino acids)
Source: RefSeq, a predicted model, not a curated record
UCGUCGCGUCACAAAUAUCCCCUUCAAUCGUUUAAAUACGACCGAAACUUCCCGAUACAGUAUUCUACAACAGUCCUCUUACAAUUCAAGGCGCUAAGCUUGUGUCCUCUCUUACUGAAUCGUACGUUCGUCGCACAAAGAAGACCAGACCGACCACGAUGCCUGAGACGGUGACAGACUACGGCGCGUUCUUCGAGCAGAACGGGUACCUUCCCGGGGUGACUGUGCUGGAGGGGGAGGACCUGGCUGCCCUCAGGAGGAAUUUUGACGACCUGGAGAGCAAGAUCGGUAAGGAGAAUGCCCAGUACUCCCUGCACAACGCACACAUGCAGCACGAGUUCGCCAUGCAGGCCGCGGCCCACCCUACCGUGGUGAGAGUCCUGACAGACAUCCUGGGUCCGAACGUGUUCCUGCUGGACUCCCGCUUCAUCUGCAAGUACCCGGUCAGUCUGCUGUCCGGCGGGGCGAGGCCGGACGUCGAGCCGUACGUGGCCUGGCACCAGGACGUCAGGUACUGGGGAGUGGACGGCGGGCCUGUCGUGUCCGUGUGGCUGGCUAUAGACGACGCUGACGCCGAGAACGGAGCUGUUUACUUCAUACCAGGAAGCCACAAAGACGGUCUACAGGAACACGGCAGCGCACAGAAGGAGGGGAACAUGCUCACCUCCAACCAGGAAAUCCCCGCCGAGCUAGUGGACGAGUCCAAAAAAGUGCUGUGCCCUCUCAAGGCUGGACAGAUGUCCCUGCACCACGGGCUGACGGUCCACGCCAGCGAGCCGAACCGCUCCAGCCGGCGGCGCUGCGGCUUCGUGCUGCGGUACGUCCCGACCUGCGCCUACCCGUCAGACGACCCGGACCGGCCCCGCACCUUCCCCGCCACCGUGCUGGUCAGCGGGGAGAACAAGGAGGGGUACUUCGCGGACAAGGCGCCCGGCUUCUUCAAGAAAACCGCGUAAAGCUGGCCGAAGGAAAGGCCAAUUUCGGAUGAAUUUCAAUCGCCAUGUUUGAAAUUGGUCAAUAGCAAUUGUACCCUGGGAGCCAGACUAGGAUCGGGCUGUUAG